Daphnia pulicaria is the source of this 703-nucleotide messenger RNA. RefSeq lists its product as uncharacterized. The record is from RefSeq and is a predicted model, not a curated record. The transcript has 3 exons. The coding region runs from base 170 to 589 and encodes 139 amino acids. Lineage: Eukaryota; Metazoa; Arthropoda; Branchiopoda; Diplostraca; Daphniidae.
GUGGAAGAAGAAGGAGGAGGAGCAGAGCAAAGAAGAGAGGGGGGUUUGGUCCGUUUGGAAGGAGAGGUCGUGGAUCAGUUAUGCCGAGAGAGUCCACCUUUCCAGUCGCCUUUUUUCCGCCAAAGUCGAAUAACACACGGCCAACACAACCAGGAAAUUCGAGUGAAAAAUGACGUUCAACGGGAAUUGGAGUCAAACAAGGAAAUUCUUCCCGCAAAUCCCCCAAGUUCACCAGUACCACUACCAGGAGCAGGGAACGCUUCACAUCCCACGGCCUGUUCUCACCGUCAUUCAGGUGCCAGAGGAAGAGAGUAGCGUGCACAACAGCAUGAGCCUGCCACCCACACCGCCUUCGUCAACGUCCAGCAGCAACGAGCUGACCAUGUCCGUCACGGGGAGUUUCGGUUACGACCGAUGCGACACCCCGACGAGAUUCACCUUACUGGGAGAGUCGGGCGUUAUUGUCCGCACUCACAGAACGACACCCACCACUUGCCAAUUGUCCAUGACAUUUUGCACUUUGGCACUCUUGGCCUUGGUAGGAAUGAUUGUCUACAUGGAAGUUUACAUGAACGGCAGCCAAGUUUAAGACUUACCUCAAUGUCUGAGAGGGUUUGAGUCCAUCGGUAGUUUGGCAGAUCACAUCCAUUGCCGGCAUUGGGUUUGAGCUUGCCAGCAUCCUGUGGAUCCUCCUCUUCGUCCU